CAUUCGUUCUCACGCCGCCAGAAUCGGCCGGAAUCCGCGUUUCCGGAGGCGAUCGCGGGGGUCGGGUCCCACGGCGCCUUGUGAGACUGACACAGUCUGCCUCUCCUCUUGUGAGCCCCUAUACUUUGGGAUCACCGAUGUGACACAUUGUAGGACCACAUCCAGUCUGACGAUGGUUCAGGAGAGGGGGAAGUAUGACUUCUACAUUGGCUUGAGCCUAGGUGUCAGCUCCAGUGUUUUCAUAGGAGGCAGCUUCAUACUGAAGAAGAAAGGUCUUCUCCGUCUGGCCAGGAAUGGAUGCAUGCGAGCAGGUCAAGGUGGCUAUGCAUAUCUGAGAGAGUGGCUUUGGUGGGCUGGAUUACUAUCAAUGGGAGCUGGUGAAGGAGCCAACUUUGCAGCAUACGCAUUCGCACCUGCCACUCUUGUCACCCCUCUGGGAGCCCUUAGUGUUCUGGUGAGUGCAGUUCUUUCUUCGUACUUCUUGACGGAGAGGCUGAACUUGCAUGGCAAGCUGGGCUGUCUGCUGUGUAUACUUGGUUCCACCACCAUGGUGAUCCAUGCCCCACAAGAGGAGGAGAUUCACAGCCUGGAGGAUAUGGCAAACAAAUUGGUGGAUCCAGCUUUUGUGGUGUUUGCAACCUUUGUGAUGAUUGUGGCCCUCAUUUUUAUUUUUGUCUUGGGACCUCGUCAUGGCCAGGUUAACGUCCUGGUCUACAUCACAAUCUGCUCUGUCAUUGGAGCACUUUCUGUGUCAUGUGUGAAGGGUCUAGGCAUUGCCAUAAAAGAGGGGAUAGCAGGCAAGCCUGUGGCCGGAAACCCUCUGUCCUGGGUGCUCUUAAUCAGCCUCGUCAUCUGUGUGAGCACACAGAUUAACUACCUGAACAAGGCUUUAGACAUCUUCAACACCUCCCUGGUGACACCGAUUUACUACGUCUACUUCACCACAUCCGUGCUUACCUGCUCCGCCAUUCUCUUCAAAGAGUGGGAGCACAUGGGCCCAAGUGACAUCAUUGGUACCAUUAGUGGCUUUGCCACCAUCAUUGCUGGAAUUUUCUUGCUCCACGCCUUCAAGGAUGUGAACAUCAGCUUGGCCAGUCUGGCUACGUCUAUGAGGAGGGAAGAAACCGAGGCUCCCAUGGCCAAUGGCGUGGGUGCGCACAUCUCUUAUGACCUGUUGAACACUGAAACCUCAAUAGAGACGGAGGGCAGGGACAUGGGUCUGCCCUUUGAUAUUGUCUCCAGGAGGAAUGGUACUGCAGUUGCCUUUUUAGGACAAUAACUAAAUUAUUUCAUGUGCAUCAACACGUUGUGAACAGUUCACUUGUACCUCAACUUACACACGCAAUUGUGACUGAAAGGCUGUUUGUAACUUUAAUUGUUCAUAAGUCCAAACACUGUGUCACCAUUUGUAAAAUAUUAAUACAGCGUAAUCCCUUGAUUUAUUCACAAGUUAGAUUCUGUAAAAAAUAUCAAAGUUGCAAUAAAUUAAAAAUUAACUAUGACUUCUGUAGGGGGGCCGCAGUGGUGCAGUGGGUUGGACCAGGUCCUGCUCUCCAAUGGGUCUGG
Messenger RNA from Scleropages formosus (Asian bonytongue), 1566 nucleotides. Its product is annotated as magnesium transporter NIPA2-like. Gene Ontology annotation, biological process: magnesium ion transport. The coding region runs from base 173 to 1279 and encodes 368 amino acids. The record is from RefSeq and is a predicted model, not a curated record. The transcript has 6 exons. NCBI's taxonomy places the organism in Eukaryota, Metazoa, Chordata, Actinopteri, Osteoglossiformes, Osteoglossidae. Gene Ontology annotation, molecular function: magnesium ion transmembrane transporter activity. Gene Ontology annotation, cellular component: membrane.